Paraphaeosphaeria sporulosa is the source of this 1433-nucleotide messenger RNA. RefSeq names its product phosphopantothenate-cysteine ligase-like protein. Gene Ontology annotation, biological process: coenzyme A biosynthetic process. The transcript has a single exon. Gene Ontology annotation, cellular component: nucleus; cytoplasm. The record is from RefSeq and is a predicted model, not a curated record. Bases 177 to 1310 code for a protein of 377 amino acids. Lineage: Eukaryota; Fungi; Ascomycota; Dothideomycetes; Pleosporales; Didymosphaeriaceae. Gene Ontology annotation, molecular function: phosphopantothenate--cysteine ligase activity.
GGCAGCGUCCGCGGAGGCAGCGCCCUCGCAGCGUGCCCCGCUGCCGCGCAAAGGCAGCUAGCGCUCGAGCUGCCCGCCGUGCCCCGCCAGGCCCCAUAGGCACAGCUGCCACCACCGGACCUCGCUAUACACAUGCACCCGCACCCCCGCCGCACGCCCGCCGCACCGCAGCAAGCAUGGCCGACCACCAGCAGGCCGAGCACGACUACUUCGCCAACGAGCCGCCGCCCAAGGACCUGCAGGCCAACGUCACCCUCGCCCGCGAGUUCGUCGACCGCCACGGCGCCGCCCGCCGCCGCCUGGUGCUCGUCACGUCGGGCGGCACCACGGUGCCCCUCGAGACGCAGACAGUGCGCUACAUCGACAACUUCUCCGCCGGCACGCGCGGCGCCACGAGCGCAGAGUACUUCCUGAGCCAGGGCUACGCCGUCAUUUUCCUGCACCGCCAGUUCUCGCUGCUGCCCUACUCACGCCACUACUCGCACAACACGCGCUCCUUCCUCGACUUCAUGCGCGAGGACAAUGGCCGCGUCACCGUCGACGAGCAGCACCAGGCCGACAUGCUCGACGUGCUGCGCCAGUACACCCAGGUGAAGCGCGAUGGUCGCCUGCUGAUCCUGUCCUUCGUCACCAUCACAGAGUACCUGUGGGACCUGCGCGAGGUCGCCCGGCUCAUGCGCCCCCUGGGCCCGCGCGCCAUGUUCUACCUCGCCGCUGCCGUCUCCGACUUCUUCGUGCCCCGCGACCGCAUGGUCGAGCACAAGAUCCAGUCCAACGAGGAAUUCGCCCAGUCUGCCGCGGACCCCGACGCCACCGUGCUCCCGCCCGCGACGCGCACAGAGGGCCGCAAGCUGGUCAUCGACCUGGAGCCUGUGCCCAAGUUCCUCAAGCAGCUCGUCGACGGCUGGGCGCCCGACGGCAUCAUAGUGAGCUUCAAGCUCGAGACGGACCCUUCGAUACUUGUCAAGAAGGCCCGCUACGCCCUGGACAAGUACUCGCACCACCUCGUCAUUGGUAAUCUGCUGAGCACCCGCAAGUGGGAGGUCGUCUUCGUGUCGCGGCUCGAGGGCGAGAAGUGGAUCCGCGUGCCCGAACACAGACGCACCAAGAGCUUCUCGGGCGUGCCCUCGCUCGUGGGCUCCGCCGACCCCGCAGCGAAGCAGGACCAGUCGGAAACGUCGCAGUCGCUGCUGGAGACGCAGUCCGAAGCGCCCAAAGGCGAGCCCGCCGUUGAAAUUGAAUCUCUCAUCAUCCCGGCCAUCGAAGCUAUGCAUACAAAGUACAUUGAGCAGACGCAGAAGCGGAUAUAGACAAGCAAUAAAUAAGCACAGACGAGGUAUGGUAUCCUGCGAAACUCCGUGAGCGUGUGCCUGCCGCCUGACUUCCUGUUCAUAUAUGUGCAUGCAUCCCAAGGUCACGCUCCCAGCUCCAUU